Messenger RNA from Culex quinquefasciatus (southern house mosquito), 1171 nucleotides. RefSeq names its product 28S ribosomal protein S35, mitochondrial (gene mRpS35). Gene Ontology annotation, cellular component: mitochondrial small ribosomal subunit. Gene Ontology annotation, molecular function: structural constituent of ribosome. Gene Ontology annotation, biological process: mitochondrial translation. NCBI's taxonomy places the organism in Eukaryota, Metazoa, Arthropoda, Insecta, Diptera, Culicidae. The record is from RefSeq and is a predicted model, not a curated record.
CAGUUCGCGCUCGUUCAGCGGUGUGUGCGGUCGUGAUGUAAAAGUUGUGCGGGAUCAAAACAUUGGAAGAUUUUCUGGAAUUUUGCACGCUUUUUUUACGAUUGUUCCGGAUUAAAAUAGGAUGGCACUGUUUGUGAGGUUUGCCGGAAGUCGACCGGUGAUGCAGCUAACGUCGGUGCGCAUCGCUGGAUGCCGGUUUCAGUCGACCCAGCAGGAACUGGACACCACCAGCAAGCAUGUCGACGACGAAGAAUUUCGAGUGCUGAAUUUUAAACAAGUUCGAGCCCAGCGGGUCGCACGACGUAAAAUGAACAAAACUGAAGUGCCGCCACCAAGAUCCCAACAGAUGGCCACCGACCAGGACUGGGGCGCCGUCUGGCCCGGCCCCAAAUCGUUCGUCCCGGCGUCCGUUCCGCUGCCGCUGCGCCAGGGCUACGUGUCGAAAAAGUACCAAAUCCCGCCGGGCAAGUUCGCCAACGCCGAGCUGAUGAAGAUCCCCAACUUUCUGCACCUGACGCCGCCGGUCAUCAAGAAGCAGUGCGAAGCGUUGAAGCAGUUCUGCACGCCCUGGCCGAAGGGGCUGGAGACGGAGGAGCGGAUGCGGGCGAGCUUUCCGGUCGAGGUGGUGACGUCGGAUUAUUGCCACGCGUUGCCGACGAUCCGGAAUCCGCUGUCGCGGAUCGUGACGGUGCAGCUGCGGGUGGACACGCUCGGGUUGGACAGGCACGCGAAGGAUAAGUUGCGCCUGGUUGGGGAGCGGUACUGUGCGGAGAGUGGGGUGUUGACGCUGGUCACGGAUCGGUGUCCGUUGAAGCAGCAGAACUAUGACUAUGCGAUGUACUUGUUGACGGCGUUGUAUCACGAGUCGAAUGUGACGGAACCGUGGGAGGACAGUAAGACCGAAGCGGAUAUGGAGUUGUACGAGUUUGGGCGGAAUCGGGCCAAGGUUAGUGCGGAAGGUAUCUUGAACUGGGGGAAGAAGGAGGGAGAGGGUAAAGAGGAGGCUCCGGCGGCUUAUGCUGGAGUUGUGGAGCAGUUGUUCAACGAGGGUGAGAACGAGUACAACGUGCAAAAGUAUAAGGAACAGACGCUGGCGUUGCUCGGGUUGAGCAAGUGAGCGGUUUGGAUGGUAGAAUUGUUCAAGUUAGGAAAUACAAAACGUGCUAAUUAA